Messenger RNA from Linum trigynum, 1374 nucleotides. The record is from the annotation of a GenBank genome assembly. NCBI's taxonomy places the organism in Eukaryota, Viridiplantae, Streptophyta, Magnoliopsida, Malpighiales, Linaceae.
AUGGCGGCGGCGGCGGCGAAGGCGAACCGGUUGGCGGUGAAGGUGAGGAGGGAGGUGAUUGAAGGUUGCAUGACGUGUACUAUCUGCAACCGGCUCUUCAGAGACGCCACCACCAUCUCCGAGUGUCUUCAUACCUUUUGCAGAAAGUGCAUAUACAAAAGGAUAUCCAACGAUGGACUAGAAUCAUGUCCUAUCUGCAAUAUUGAUCUGGGCUGUGUAGCGCUGGAGAAACUAAGGGCGGAUCACAAUUUGCAAGAUGUGAGAUCAAAGAUCUUCCCAUUCAAGAGAAGAAAGAUUGUGGCACCCGAUCAUGUCGCUCCUGAAGAAUUCCCUGAUGUUACUUCUGACGUUUCACCAUUGGUCCCAUUACCAGUUAGAAGAAAGGAGAGGUCGCUCUCAUCUUUAGUAGUCAGUAGUCCAAAAGUAUCGACACAGAAUACGACAACAGGAAGACGAACCAAACUUGCGCCUAGAAAAAGUAGUUCUGCUACAAGGAGCUGCAGUCUCCCCUUAGAUCAUAAACCUAUUGAGAAGGACGAUGAUGACAAUGUGGAAGAUUUCCCUGAGAGUUCAAGUUCACGAGAAACUGAUAAGAAAUUCGACAGAAAUGGAAGAAAGUGUUCAUCGGCUGAGCCAAGCCAAUCUGCUUCUAAUGCUGAAGCACCAGAUAUUGGUGGUGAACCAUUGGAUAGGAAAUCUGAUCUCUGGCAACCUUUAAAUUUUUUGGUGGAAGUUGCAAGUAGGACCAACUCUUACAAGUCGAAUAAUAAUUCACAACUUCCUGAUGAUAAAUUAGAGUCUAUUCAUCUCCCUGAAAGUGAAGCUUCGUUUAGGAAACCCAAGUAUAGGGAAAAUAAGGACAAGUCAAAUGUUGAUGAUGAGAAGAUCCAGAUAUAUACUGAUUCCCAGGAACCAGAAGAACCAAAGAAGCAGCGCAGGAUUCGCAGAAGGAAGCCAUCUGUGAAUGAUUCUGGUAUCUCUUCUCAAGCUGUCCUAGAUGCUUCAAGUUCAAAACAAGAGAGAAGAGCCACUCCUGUUUGGUUCUCAUUGGUUGCUUCCAGUGAACAGGAAGGAGAUGCAUCUUUGCCACAAAUCUCAGCAAACUACUUAAGAAUUAAUGAUGGAAGUAUACCUGUUUCAUUCAUCCACAAGUACCUGAAGAGGAAACUAGACCUCCAUAGUGAAGAAGAGAUUGAGAUAAAAUGCAUGGGACAACCAGUCCUGCCAACGUUGCAACUGCGCAAUCUAGUUGAUCAGUGGAUCCAGAAAGAAUCAACAUCAGAAAGAAGUGAAGCCAGGGUUGGUUUGUCAGCCAAGGAGUUCGUCAUGGUUCUCGCGUAUGCCCGAAGGGAAUCAAAGAGCAGCAGCAAUUAG